Messenger RNA from Cyanistes caeruleus (blue tit), 785 nucleotides. Lineage: Eukaryota; Metazoa; Chordata; Aves; Passeriformes; Paridae. The record is from RefSeq and is a predicted model, not a curated record.
AAUACAGCUGUGCCUAUGGCUCAAACAGAUUCUUUGUGCUUUGUGGCCUUGGUGGGAUUAUUAGCUGUGGAACAACACAUACGGCACUGGUUCCUCUAGACCUGGUUAAAUGCAGAAUGCAGGUUUGUUCUGCAUGUUGGUAUGUGACGACAGAGCAUGUUUAGUGUGGUAUAUUUAAUUACUAAUGAACUGGAGGCAUAAACUAUACCGUGGACAUAGCUGUCCAACUGUGCAUGGAGUUAAUAUAAAAGCAUGGUGUGUCUUUAUUUUUUGCUGCAGAGUACAGUUGUGAAUAUGGCUCGCUCAAGUUUUAUGCUCUUUGUGGCGUUGGUGGGGUCCUAAGUUGUGGCCUGACACACACUGGUGUCGUACCUCUGGAUUUAGUGAAAUGUCGUAUGCAGGUCGAUCCACAAAAAUACAAGAGCAUCUUCAAUGGAUUUUCAGUGACAAUCAAUGAGGAUGGUGUUCGUGGCUUGGCUAAGGGAUGGGCUCCAACCUUUAUUGGCUAUUCCAUGCAAGGGCUUUGUAAAUUUGGUUUUUAUGAAGUUUUCAAAAUUCUGUAUGGCAACAUGCUGGGAGAGGAAAACGCCUAUUUGUGGCGUACUUCGCUAUAUUUAGCUGCAUCUGCCAGUGCAGAGUUUUUUGCUGACAUUGCUCUGGCUCCAAUGGAAGCUGCUAAAGUUCGUAUUCAGACACAGCCUGGAUAUGCCAACACUCUACGGCAGGCUUUACCCAAAAUGUUUGCAGAAGAAGGCAUCUGGGCGUAAGCAUCCCUUCAUCUUAAU